Molecule: messenger RNA, 1921 nt
Organism: Eurypyga helias (sunbittern)
Lineage: Eukaryota; Metazoa; Chordata; Aves; Eurypygiformes; Eurypygidae
Gene: BMP5
Product: bone morphogenetic protein 5
Exons: 7
Coding region: 85-1446 (453 amino acids)
Biological process (GO): SMAD protein signal transduction
Cellular component (GO): extracellular region
Molecular function (GO): cytokine activity; growth factor activity
Source: RefSeq, a predicted model, not a curated record
CUGGGAAAGCAGACCUCAUAGGAACUCAGAACAAGUAGGAGAAAAGAUUUUUUUUUUUUUUCCUUGUUCUUUUUCUUUUCAAAAAUGAACCUAACUGCGCUCAAAGCUUUUGUGGGCUUGCUCUGGAAUUGCUGGGUUCUGGUGGGUCACGCACAGGGAGGUUUAGGAGACAAUCAUGUCCAUUCGAGUUUUAUUUACAGGAGGCUGCGGAACCAUGAGAGAAGGGAGAUUCAGAGAGAAAUUCUCUCUAUCCUGGGUUUACCUCACAGACCCAGACCAUUUUCACCAGGAAAGCAGGCUGCUUCUGCACCCCUCUUCAUGCUGGACCUGUAUAAUGCCAUGACAAAUGAAGAGGAUACUGAGGAGCUGGAGUAUUCACCAAAGGGAUCAAUGGCAGGGGAGAGCAGAGGGAUACGGAAAGGAUACCCUGCCUCUCCAAAUGGAUAUUCGCGGAGAAUACAAUUAUCUCGCAUGACCCCCCUGACCACACAGAAUCCUCCCUUAGCCAGCCUGCACGACACCAACUUUCUGAAUGAUGCUGACAUGGUCAUGAGCUUUGUCAAUUUAGUUGAAAGGGACAAGGACUUCUCCCACCAGCGAAGGCAUUACAAAGAGUUUCGUUUUGACCUAACUCAAAUCCCGCAUGGAGAGGCAGUGACAGCAGCCGAAUUCCGGAUAUACAAAGACAGAAGUAACAGCCGCUUUGAGAAUGAAACAAUUCAGAUUAGCAUAUAUCAGAUCAUCAAGGAGUAUCCAAACAGGGAUGCAGACUUGUUCUUGUUAGACACAAGAAAGGCUCAAGCUUCAGAUGUGGGCUGGUUUGUGUUUGACAUUACAGUGACCAGCAAUCACUGGGUGAUUAAUCCGCAGAACAAUCUGGGCUUGCAACUCUGCGCUGAAACUGGGGACGGUCGAAGUAUCAAUGUUAAAUCUGCUGGCCUGAUUGGAAGACAUGGGCCUCAGUCAAAGCAACCCUUCAUGGUUGCGUUCUUCAAGGCAAGUGAAGUGCUUUUCCGUUCCGUCCGAGCAGCCAACAACAAAAGGAAAAAUCAGAACCGCAACAAAUCCAGUAGUCAUCAGGAGUCUUCUAGGAUGCCAAGUGUUGGGGAUUAUAACACAAGCGAGCAAAAGCAAGCAUGUAAGAAACAUGAACUUUACGUGAGCUUCCGAGACUUAGGAUGGCAGGAUUGGAUUAUUGCACCAGAGGGCUACGCUGCAUUUUACUGCGACGGAGAGUGCUCUUUCCCCCUCAAUGCCCACAUGAACGCAACAAACCACGCCAUUGUUCAGACGCUGGUUCACUUGAUGUUUCCUGAUCAUGUACCAAAGCCAUGCUGUGCACCAACAAAACUGAAUGCAAUCUCCGUGCUCUACUUUGAUGACAGUUCCAAUGUUAUUUUAAAAAAAUACAGGAAUAUGGUGGUGCGUUCAUGUGGCUGCCACUAGAAUAAAAAAAAGAAAAAUAAUCUAAAGCAGAGGGUUUUAUUCAGAAUUGUAAUAAAGUCAAGAUAUGAGUCUUGCUGAUGAAAAGGCAGUCCUAAAUUUAUUCCAUUUCAUGUCAUCUCUCAUUUAAAUGUACAGUAUAAUGUAUAUAGUAGCUUUUAUUUAUUUAAAAGUAUAUAGUUUCUUUUGUAUGAGCAAAAUUCAGAACCAUUUAUCUUAUGGGUCACCUCACUACGCAGUAGAACUUCACAAACUAAUUUUUCAAUUGACCAUACUGGAAUCUAUUUCAUUCCAUUUCAAUAUUUUAAAGUAAAGCCUUUGUAUAGAUUUUUUUUAAAACUAGAAACUCCAGAACUUCUGUAACUGCUUUGUAUUGUUAAAGGAACUAAAAUACAUUUGGUCAUAUUGUGCCAAUGAAAACUGUGGCAGGGUAUUUAUUUAGAAAAAGGCACAGAAAAGAACUAAACAAAACUGCUUG